AUGCCAAAUAAAACAUCCAUUAGAGAAUUCAUUCUUCUGGGACUUACAGAUGACCCAGAAUUACAAGCUGUGAUAUUCUUCUUUAUGUUGUUCACCUACUUACUGAGUGUAAGUGGAAACAUGACCAUCAUCAUGUUAACACUGUCAAACGUCUGUUUGAAGACUCCCAUGUAUUUCUUCCUCAGCAAUUUCUCCUUCUUAGAAAUUUCAUUCACAACAGUCUGUAUUCCUAGCUUUCUGAUCAGCAUCGCUACAGGAGACACAAGCAUUUCCUAUAAUGCUUGUAUGACACAAGUAUUUUUUUUUAAUCUUCUCGGCUCGACAGAGUUUUUUCUUCUGGCUGUGAUGUCUUAUGAUCGCUACGUGGCCAUCUGCAAACCUCUGCAUUACACAACUAUCAUGAGUAACAAAGUCUGCAACCAGCUUGUAAUCAGCUCCUGGCUGGCUGGUUUCCUCAUUAUCUUUCCCCCGGUGAUAAUGGGCCUCCAGCUAGAUUUCUGUGACUCCAACAUUAUUGACCACUUCACCUGUGACUCUUCUCCUAUGCUGCUGAUUGCCUGCACAGACACAAAGUUUCUAGAGCUUCUGGCAUUUUUCUUAGCAGUAUUCACACUCAUGGUAACUCUGGCCUUGGUGAUUCUCUCGUACACACUCAUUCUUAGAACAAUUCUGGAGAUCCCCUCUGCCCAGCAAAGGAAAAAGGCAUUUUCUACUUGUUCCUCCCAUAUGAUUGUGGUUUCCAUUUCUUACGGGAGUUGCAUUUUCAUGUAUGUAAAAACAUCUGCAAAAGAUGGUGUGGCUUUGAGCAAAGGGGUAGCGGUACUCAAUACCUCUGUUGCUCCCAUGCUCAAUCCCUUCAUUUACACCUUAAGGAACCAGCAGGUAAAACAGGCCCUUCGGGAUUUUUACCAAAAAAAUGCUAUUAUCAAACAAGCACUCAUCAUCAUGAAAUCUGUAGCUAAAACCACAGAUGAACCACAUAUAAAUACAAAUCAUUGUUCUAGGUGGUAG
Messenger RNA from Camelus dromedarius (Arabian camel), 1011 nucleotides. RefSeq names its product olfactory receptor 6C65. Lineage: Eukaryota; Metazoa; Chordata; Mammalia; Artiodactyla; Camelidae. Gene Ontology annotation, biological process: G protein-coupled receptor signaling pathway. Gene Ontology annotation, cellular component: membrane. The record is from RefSeq and is a predicted model, not a curated record. Gene Ontology annotation, molecular function: olfactory receptor activity; G protein-coupled receptor activity.